AUGAACCCCACAACCCCCAACAAACCCAUCCCCCCCAUCGAUCCAACCACCCCCUCCCCCUCCCAUCCCUCUCUCACCUCAUCCAGACCCUCCCCCUCAACACCCACAAAAUCCCGCACGCCAACACUGACCUACACGGAGCUCGAGUUGGCAUGCGAGAACUUGAGCAUCGGAUGGGAUGUUCAGAAGAAACAAAUUCUGGAGUUGAAGGAGCGGAAUGCGCGGCUGAGGGGGCUGCUUGGGAGGAAGGGGAGGGGGAGGGGGAGGAAGGGGGUUAGGUUUCGUAGUGGGAGGAAGAAGAAGGGGGAGAGGGAGGGGGUGGUGAAUGAUGAUGCUUGGGUGGAUGUUGAGGGAUCGCAGGAUCGGCCGGAAGCAACGACGACGACAACGACGGCGAGGCUUCUCGCCGAGAACGCAAGACUGCACCAUCUGCUCCUGCAGACCAUCAAAUUCCGGAAACGAUUCAUCCCUAUCCAAAACGCCCGCCACACUCGCCUCAUACCAGCCUUGAAAGCCAAACUCACCCACCUCACCCACCACACUACAGACCUCCAAGCCGAAGUCGCCCACCUCCAAACCUCCCACGCCGACCUCCUCGCCCAAACCACCGCCCUCCAGCAACAACUCCAAACCCUCUGGACAGAAGGCACCGCCCUGCAGCAGCACGCCACGCACCUGACGCAUGAGAACGAAACCCUGCACUCCACCAUCAGCGACCUGAACAACGACCUCGCCUUCGCCACCUCCUACGCCCAACAAGCGCAGUCCUGCGUCGAGCGCCUCGCGGCCGUGAACGGGGAGUUGGAAAUCGCGUUGGAGGGCCGGAUAUGCAAGCUCACGUCUGGACAGCCGGGUUGGUUGAUGAGGCAACUCGAUCUGCAGGAGAGGGAGAUGGGGGGACGGGUCGAGGAAGUUGGGGCUUCUUCGAGUUCCGGGUCGGGGGUGCUUGGUCGGAGAGGAGGAGGGCGUGGUGCUGCUGCGAGGAUGGAUCGAGGAAGACGGGAUCUUGCUGUGAUCGAAGGCCCUGACGACGAGGUCUGUGACUCCAGGUUUCGGAGCUUGAUCGCGAGUCUCAGCCGUGUCCUGCACAGACGACGCUUGCGCCAGGAACAAGCUCAUAUCAAUAUGAUGGGAGCGGUCUGGGUUGCGGUAUUCUGGAUGCUGUUUUCCGUAUUCUUGCUCGUGGUGUUGAGGUAG
This is a messenger RNA of Zasmidium cellare ATCC 36951, 1197 nucleotides long. RefSeq lists its product as uncharacterized. NCBI's taxonomy places the organism in Eukaryota, Fungi, Ascomycota, Dothideomycetes, Mycosphaerellales, Mycosphaerellaceae. The coding region runs from base 1 to 1197 and encodes 398 amino acids. The record is from RefSeq and is a predicted model, not a curated record. The transcript has a single exon.